Messenger RNA from Echinococcus granulosus, 1392 nucleotides. RefSeq lists its product as hypothetical. The record is from RefSeq and is a predicted model, not a curated record. The coding region runs from base 1 to 1392 and encodes 463 amino acids. NCBI's taxonomy places the organism in Eukaryota, Metazoa, Platyhelminthes, Cestoda, Cyclophyllidea, Taeniidae. The transcript has 16 exons.
AUGUUUGGAAAUGAUGGAGGGAAUGAUAAUAAAAUACAAGGCGGGAGAGUUACUCAAAAAUACGAUGGCGAAUCAAAGAAGUUACUUGGACCCUUUGAACAAGUCAAAAAUAAAACACAGAAAGAAAUGGACUAUGAUCUUAUCCCUAAAUUUUUAGAUGUGUUGUAUGAUCCUAUAAGAGUACACUCUCUAGCAGUCAAUAUGAACCAACAAUUAAUGAUCGGAAGUGUUUUACCACAAGGCUAUCUGGAUUUGAAACUUUUGAAUGGAUGUGCCGAGAUGACACAGGAGAAAAAAUUAAAAGUUGCGCAUAUGAACAAGCAUAAUCAUAGUGAACGAAAAAGUAACAACGGAAAGAAAUUUAAUUUUUAUUAUGAAAAGUCGCCCAAACUUGAAUGUCCACCUGCACUUUUGUUAAUCAAACACCUGUCCGACAUAUCGAACAGACGUGGUGGGGAAGGUGAUAAUAUUAAAUCCACAGACACAACUGUGAAGACACAAAUGAUGAUUUCUGCUUUGACAGGAAAGACACAGAUGUUUGUCUCCGUAUUGGUUCGAAAACCACAAAAAAAAAACACUAGCGGAUCUAGUGAUAAUAAAAUUCAGGCAGUCAUUCCUCCCAUUAGUAAUAAAUUCAUAGGAAUGAAAAUAGAUAAAACCUAUUUUAAGGCCACAAUUAUGAAAGAAUUUGAUGGCAAAAAAUUGGUUGAAGAAAAGAGCAAUGGUUUAAAGGAUAAAUUAUCCAAACAAGUUACUCAAAAGAAGACCAUUACCAUGUGGAACGAUACUAGACCUAAACAAAUAAAAAAGUCCACAAUAGAGGUGCUCGAAGUGCUAAUGGAACUAGCUGAAUUACGUGAAGAAAUGCUACUUUUUAAUGUUCCUAGUGACGAUAUUUUUAAUUGGCCACUUUCCUCUAAAAAAGGCAUACUCCGAAAUUCGGCAACAUUCUUACACAGAACAAAGAACACAUUUUACUGUUUUGACUCCAAAAAAAUCUUAACAAAAAUAAACAUAAAAACACCAACAUUACUAGUGGGAACUAAUUCACCCCAUGAUAGUGAACGAAAUGUGCAUUUUCGACCCAAUGUAUCACGACAGCUGGGGUUCAGUAGAUUUGACGAAGCCGAGGGAAUUUCUCCGAAUGGAAUUACAACUUAUCAAAGAAAAUGUUGUCGAACAUUUAAUCAUUCAAGGUUAUCCCUCGCAUUGAGCAAACAGAAUUCAAAUAUUAGUAGUACCGAGGUGAAAAAGGUAGAUAAAUUGCAACUUAACUUUCAAUUAAUAGUAACUUUGGAAAUGAUUUUCUCACAGUUCAUUUUUAAUCUCUUGCAUGUACGUUCACAGGUUUGGUAUCGUGUACGUACAAUUGUGUAUGAGGCUCUUAAUUAA